ACUAAAACCGCCGCUGGUGCACUAUCUGUACAAACAAAAAUAAAUAGUGAAUAAAUAAACUAAUAAAUAACAGUUACCCUUAAAUAUAAAUCCCAAAAAUGUCUACAGGUGCACAAUUAGCGCAGCAGUUGCAGCAAGAACUACAGAAUGAAUUAACUACAUCUAAUCAACUUCUACGAUUAAUAUCACUUGAAUUACAACAAAUAAAGCAAUUCACGGGCCCUGGGGGUGAAUUUGAGGCGAAUAUCAAGCAGAAUGCGUCACUUAUGUCUACACUGGCAAGCAUACAACAAGUGGACAUUGAGAACCUUCCCCCACUCACCCGAACCCACAUAGAUUUAGGUAACAAUGUCAAUCAGAACUUGUCCUAUGAACAGCAUGACACAUUUAGAGAGAGUUCCAAUAUGGAUGACAGUCAGUAGUGUACAUAUAACCCGUAUGAAUUAACUAGACAUCUUGCAUCAAGAAGGUGUCAUACAAGAAGUUUCUAGUUAAUUUGUAGGAGUUAUAUCUGUGGUAUUUACUAUAGAUUGUAAGUAAUUCCUCUUUAUAACUUAUUAUUCAUUUGAUAUAAAACUAUGUAACUAAGUAAACUAAUUAAGUUCCUCUGUGAACAAUUUGUAAUGGAAGUUUACCUCAGUUGUAUGUAAUGUAUAAAAAAUAUUAAGAGGAAUUAUUUUAAAACAUGCUGUGGGGCUUUUUGUACCUACCAAAGUUGGGUAGACAGGAAUGUUUGAAUUUGAAUGGAUAAUUCUUUCACUUUUAUUUGUAUUUAAACAGAAAUGCAAAAUGUAAUUGUGCUUCUGUCUACCCCAAUAGAGAUAAGAGUAUAUAGGGUAUGUAUUAGAUUACCACACAACAUGUUAUAGUAGAACUGUAGUUAUAGUAUCUUUCCAGUUAGAAACUACAACCUUGUUAGUGUAGUGCAUUUGGAAUAAUAUUCAUCACCUCACUAAAUCACUAAUUUAAGAGCCACACUCUUGUCGUAGCAUUCUCCAUGCUACUUUUUUAAGAAAAAAGGCAGCAGUUUCCCUCUGGUAUCUGGUUGGUAACUACUUAAUAAUUAUCCUUCCUUUUUGAUGAGGAAACUAAAUAAAAUCUAAAUAUAAUUCAACCUUGGUCACAGUGUACUAGGUAUAUAUAGCAGAAGUAAAGAUGUUUCCAUUUAAAAAUAAAUAAAUAAGUAAAUAAAUUUUAUUAAAUGUUUUUUAAACAGAAAAUAAUUUUCCAAUAGUAUUUUGUUUACAAAAUUAAUAUUACAUAAUUUUCCAAAGACCACAAUGAGUAUUUUCAUUGACACCUUUUUGUUUUCACUUCAUAGAACAAUAUAUUUAUUGUUAGUG
Molecule: messenger RNA, 1343 nt
Organism: Pectinophora gossypiella (pink bollworm)
Lineage: Eukaryota; Metazoa; Arthropoda; Insecta; Lepidoptera; Gelechiidae
Exons: 3
Coding region: 99-422 (107 amino acids)
Source: RefSeq, a predicted model, not a curated record